AUGAGCUCGAGGUAUCCGACCGACUUACUACGCCCCGACCCUGAUUCCAUACAUAUCUGGAGGGAAAUCUCUCGUUCACAGGCUUCUUCAGUAAACCUUCAUGCCUUUGGUGUAUGUGAGCGUGGCUUUGUACCCCGCUACUAUGGUUAUAUCGACCAACUUGAAAUCCAAGCUCCACAGCUUAAUGCUUUCGCCAACGACAGAUACAGACCGAGGGCGAUUUUGCUUGAAUAUUUAUCCGGCGCAGAAGCACUGAACUGCGUAAAUUACUCAACUCAUCGCUUCUGUAAGGCGAUGAUCGGCAUGAAAGCGAUUCAUAGCGCCCUAAUCCACCACAAUGAUAUCUAUCCCAAAAACAUCCUAAUUGUUCCCAGUACCCCGGAAAGGGUGGUAUGGAUAGAUUUUGACGUCGCAACAACGUUUCCUCAUCGUGAAUCAAUGGGUUGCCAAGAAUUAAAAUACUGUGAUUAUGAGGAUGCGCUUGUUGCAAGCUUUGGGGAGCUUUUGCAAGACGAUCAAAACCAGGGUCUUCCUCCCAACACAAAAUACUACUAG
Blastomyces dermatitidis ER-3 is the source of this 555-nucleotide messenger RNA. RefSeq lists its product as uncharacterized. The coding region runs from base 1 to 555 and encodes 184 amino acids. The record is from RefSeq and is a predicted model, not a curated record. NCBI's taxonomy places the organism in Eukaryota, Fungi, Ascomycota, Eurotiomycetes, Onygenales, Ajellomycetaceae. The transcript has 3 exons.